Molecule: messenger RNA, 1121 nt
Organism: Pomacea canaliculata
Lineage: Eukaryota; Metazoa; Mollusca; Gastropoda; Architaenioglossa; Ampullariidae
Product: corticotropin-releasing factor-binding protein-like
Exons: 6
Coding region: 1-711 (236 amino acids)
Biological process (GO): hormone-mediated signaling pathway; negative regulation of corticotropin-releasing hormone receptor activity; negative regulation of corticotropin secretion
Molecular function (GO): corticotropin-releasing hormone binding
Source: RefSeq, a predicted model, not a curated record
AUGACGGGAGAGCCUGGCGAAUAUUGGUUUACCUCUUCCGGAAGUGACGCAGUGUGCAGCCUGUACCUUAUAGCGGACGUGGACAAAUUAGUGGAAUUUGAAAUCAUGGAGUUUGAUAUAGACUGCGAAGGCCAGUACCAAACAUUCUGUGGAGCAGACGCACCUGCCCGCAUAUACACGGCAUCACAGAACGUCGCAAACCUGCAGUUCCGCGUGCCCCGCCCGGGUCAAGGCUUCCGGGUCAGAGUUCGCUUCAUCCAGAAUUUCCAACCUUGCAACGCUUUGGCUCCUUUUGAGGCAACCGUCUUCAGUCUCAAGAAUUUCGGCUUUCGGCGCAACUGUACGAUACAGAUCGUGUUUCCGGUCAACGUACUUCUGCUGUCAGCCAACAUCGGCGUUGCCUCGGAGACCGGAAGCGUGCGCACGCGCAGAGAUAGGCUGUCAGUGAAUUGCGCAGGACCACUGGGAGCAGAUUACGCAGCUCUAAGCUUCGGCCAGGGACUGGACACGAGCGACUUCGAUGUUGCGAUGGGCUUUUGUGGUGUUCGUUCUAAACCAGCGCGUCGCUCAGUGACCCUUGGAUGCGGCAACUCCGCCGUCAGCCUCCAUUCCAGCGGACUCUUCUUCAACUCUUUGCGUUUUGAAGUCAGCCCGCCCUCUAGUGAGGAACUGGAGGCCUUCCUCCUCGCACACCCGCAGUGCAGCACCUAGACCUGACUGGCAAGUCUUUUGCAACGGACGUUUCAGCGUCGGUAGACGAGUGAAAGCAAAAAGCCAGACAUGACACCGGAAGCUGCAUUCUGCUAUUACAAGGCUGAAACAAUUCGAGCCAAAGCAAGAAGCUGUGUUCAGGGAUGCUCUCCCGUCUUUAAGAACAAAUGACAAGGGAGAAGUUAUUUUAGCUUUUUUUUUCAAAAACGUAUUCAGUGGGUGACACCAAAGUAAAGCUGUAAACCUGUAUGGUGUAUUCAGCGACCAUACGAAGAGGAACCAUCAACAUUUAUUUAAGUUUCUCCAGUUAGUCAUUAAAAGAAUUUCUUGGAUUUUUUUUUCAUAGAUUCUGAACAAUACGACGAGCAUAUCAUUUAAAAGGACAAUGAAGAAUAAAAGGAUACAGUGUU